Molecule: messenger RNA, 960 nt
Organism: Cladophialophora bantiana CBS 173.52
Lineage: Eukaryota; Fungi; Ascomycota; Eurotiomycetes; Chaetothyriales; Herpotrichiellaceae
Exons: 1
Coding region: 1-960 (319 amino acids)
Molecular function (GO): dioxygenase activity
Source: RefSeq, a predicted model, not a curated record
AUGGCAACGACAGUAGUCGUCUCCCUACCAUCAACGACCGUCGUCAGUAAGGUGUUAGUAAAGCCCCAGCCGCUCCAAGUUCCUACGGUGUUGCCUGAUAUCGCCAUCCUUCAAGCUAAUGUCCAAGUCCCGUUUGCUGCCAUCGGUAAACUCUUUGACUACUUGCGGGCCAAUCCUGCUGUUGCUGCCCGCUUGAACCAGGUCUACCCAACUCGCGGCAUCUUCAAGAACGCAGCAACCACCAACCCCAUCUCGGAUCAGAAGCUCACCAUCGAUCUCUCUCCAAAUCGCAUCUCUCAUAUUCCGGCGUAUCUUCAGGCUGCUUUGAUGCCUCAUGGAUUGACCGAGGUUUUAGACUUCUUCAAUGCCGUCACCGGAACCUACCUGGACUCCAUUCUCGGGGCUCUUUCUGCCACUAUCAAUGUCGAUCUCGGCGCCAUUCACAAAUCUCACAAUGUCAACUUCCGCCUGUGUGAUUACACACCCGACACUGCGAGUGCCACCAGCGAGAACGGCUGCGGUGCCCAUCGUGACUACGGCACAUUCACCAUCAUCUUCCAAGACGGCAUUCAGGGCCUCGAGAUCGAAGAUCCAGCCAAUCCCGGUGUUUGGCAACCCAUCCCUGCCGAUGCCACAGUCGUCCUCUGCGGCUGGUGUGCCCAUAUUAUCUCUGGCGGCAAACUCAACGCAGUCAGACAUCGAGUCCGCCGCCAACCGGGUACGCGAAGACUCAGCGCCGUCCUGUUUGUUGCUCCAGAUCUCAACGUCGCAUUAAAACCCAUGGUUGCAGGGAUGCCGGCCGUCAACUUUUCGGACAAGAUCCUCGCUGGAGAGAUUCAAGUCAAAUGGUUUAAAGAGAUCAUGGGAAAGAGAUGGCGCUGGAGAGAGGGAAAUGAGGACCUCAAGGACGGUGACCUGAUUACCCAGGACGAGGAUAUCGAGAAACUCAUCCUUGGCUGA